Sebastes umbrosus (honeycomb rockfish) is the source of this 2491-nucleotide messenger RNA. RefSeq names its product coiled-coil domain-containing protein 138-like. The transcript has 15 exons. Bases 139 to 2019 code for a protein of 626 amino acids. NCBI's taxonomy places the organism in Eukaryota, Metazoa, Chordata, Actinopteri, Perciformes, Sebastidae. The record is from RefSeq and is a predicted model, not a curated record.
AUCAUAUAGCAAAAAUAACCAUUCAUAUUCAUGAAACUGGUUUUACUUUGAAAAUAUUGACCGGAAGUGUACUGCUUUGUUGUGAUUCUUGACUCAGACCUGCAGUGUAUCGAUAGUUCAGCUGCUGUAACUUCAGCUAUGAACCUGCUGUUUAAUGACACCGACGUGGAGAAUACAGCUGAGAGGCUGAAGAGGAAAUAUCUGGAGAGGAGGACAAAGUUGCCACCUCCCGAAGACAUUAUCUCAGGAACCAGUGAUGGGUCUUUACGAAGGCUCAUGUUGGCCAACAGAUCCAAACGGCCAAGCAAAGAGUUGAGAUGCUACAGCAGAGCUUUACAUGAGCUGUUCAAAGCCGUUACCAACCAUCCUGACCAGUUUGACAGUGAUCGUGGUCUGCACGGCAGUAAUGAGGACCUGAGUGGGGACUCUAUAGCUGGCCCAUUUCAGGACUCCCAGGUGCUGCUUUCAGAAACAGAUGUGACCUUGCCUUCCUGUUUGGAUGAUAGCCCUGGGUCUCACGAAACUGAGACCGACGGGGAGUUGCAGAGAGCUUGCCAACGCCCUGACUCGUGCCGUUCCUCUUCCUUAGUGCUAGUAAAGGUGUACCAGGAGAUGAUGACCAUCUAUGAACAACUAAAGGCAGAGCGACAGAGCCAGCAGCAGUGGGAGAAGGAGCUGCAGGAGCGAGAGAGGAGGCUGAAGCAACGGGAGGAGGCUGUUGGGAAGCUGGCCGGGCUGGAGGAGAUGCUACACAUUCGCAUACCAGCUGUAAAGGAGAAACACCAGCAAGAGGUGAGCCAGCUGCAGGAUCUUCUUCGAGAGAGGACCAAGGAGAACAGGAGGCUCAAGUCCAGCUUUGACACCAUCAAGGAGCUGAAUGAUAACAUGAAGAUACAGUUGAAUGAGAUCAGCGAAAAGAAUAAAACGUUGGACAGCCAAUCCAAGAGGGUGCAGGCUCGACUUGAGAACCUACAGAGGAAAUAUGAGCUCAGCAUAGCAUCGAGAGGCUGUCAAAAAGUGAGCGUUAAGAGCACAGAGUGUGUUAAACCAUCCAAAAAGGAGAAAACUGCUGCCUCUGCAAAACCCAGCACCAAGGGCAGCUCCAGUCCCAACCCAGUAAAGCUCCUGGCCCUUCUACUAGACUGGGUACUCGAUGGACAGACGUUCUCAACAGUAGCAGGAAACGAAGGGAAAGGUGUCAGCCAGUGUCUGCCUCCAGAGGUCGUACUCAACGAGAGAUGCCUAAAGGUGCUGCCGUUAUUAGCAGAUCAGCUUCAUCACACUCCUCAGUCAGAAACGGACCUCCUCCUCAACCUUCUUCGCCUCAUCCACUGGGCUUUGAGACACAUGGACAGCAGUACACAGCAUGUAGCACUAUCUGCUACUCUGCGGCGGAUAGGAGAGGAAGUAUCAAAGCCCCCGGCCCAGUUAACGGUGCACCAGGCUGAAGAUCCAGACCUGCCCAAGUCCUGCAGUGGGGCUGCUGGUGGACCCUGCAGGAGCUGGCCUCUUUACCGCAGCCCCUGUCCUCAGACACGCAUCCUCUCCACCCUCAUCCUCCUCCGCACUGUCACACAAGCUGAUGUGCUGGCCCAGGCUCUGGACAGUCUCCGUACCGAGCUGAUGUCUGAGGAGAGCCGAGGCCUUUUCAUCCACUACGGAGGAGUGUGUGUGCUGCUGGCGAUGCUUCGGGCUGGCCGUGGAGGUCGGCACACACCUGUAGACAUCCUCGUGCAGCUAACUGAACAGUCCCGCUACUUGAAUCCCUUCCUGGAGGCAUGUAGCUGUGAGGAGUUUUUCCGGACGGCCUCCCAGCUUCUUAAAAACCCUCGUCUUGAGCUCCCAACGCUGGAGAAGCUCUCCAUCCUUCUACAGAAGCUCUCUAACAUCAGGAAGAACCGCCGUCUGUUUGAACUGUCCUCCCUCCACCUCCAAAUACAAGAACUCAAUCACAACGCCAACCACACACACACCUUCCUCUGCCUCAACUUCAGGUCUAUCCUCCACAACCUCAAAUAACACACACACUCACUCACAUGUUUCUCUGCUUCAUGCUUGAUUAAAGGCCUCUUUAACAAUUCAGACUUCCCGGUUAAGAUAAAGAUAACUUGCCCUGUGUUUCAGUACUUCAGUACGUAGCUCGGUCUUUCAUGUCUGCUCAAACACUAAUAAAUAACUUCAAUCCUCCAUCUCGCUCUACCUCAAAUAAUAUGCAGACGCACAUUCUUUAUUUAUUUAGUGAUAUGUUUUUGAAGUUCUUAUGUCUGUCAGAAGUACUUUUUUAGUGUUGUGUACGGUUUGCACUUUGUGACCCGUGUUUUUCUGUUCCACAAUGCUAAUCUGAUGUCUCGUCUUGUAUUCUUUCUUCUUUCUGUGAUGAAAACGGGUGUCAUGCUUGCCAGUGGCCUUAAUGGGUGUCUGAUGUGCUCAGAGGAAGAGAGGCUGUGACUGUGAAGCUUUUUAAUGACAAUAAACAAAAGGAACUGAAGGA